Messenger RNA from Dinoponera quadriceps, 5642 nucleotides. RefSeq lists its product as uncharacterized. Gene Ontology annotation, biological process: proteolysis. The record is from RefSeq and is a predicted model, not a curated record. Gene Ontology annotation, molecular function: serine-type endopeptidase activity; protein binding. The transcript has 13 exons. NCBI's taxonomy places the organism in Eukaryota, Metazoa, Arthropoda, Insecta, Hymenoptera, Formicidae. The coding region runs from base 73 to 4998 and encodes 1641 amino acids.
ACGGAUUCCAAGAAUGUUAUCAUCGGAUUUUCGUGCAGCUUCAGGAUAGCUAGGGGCGAAAGGUACAAUCCUAUGCUAAAACUGAACACAAGUAUGGUCUUCCGCGAAAAGGAGCGUAAAUUCAAAAAUAUCUUCGAGCUUCUAUUUAGGAGAAGCGUACUUGGUUCGUCUUACAAGCGAACAACGAUAGACAAGUUCGAAAACGGGACCCUGAAAGUCUUCUUCAGAUUGUACCUCGACCGUAGGAAGAUACCGCGCUCAAUCACGAAUAUCGAGGACACUAUACAGGACAUCAUCGCCAAGGAAACAUAUUCGAUAUCGUCUCUCUUCAAGGACAUGGAACUGGAUCUCACGAGCGUGUCGGUGAAAAAAAUAAACCAGGAAGGCACGUCGAAGCAGGGGCAGCAGAAGCACACGAUGAUCACCAAGAACGGUCUGCUGCGACCGAAUAGAAACGGCAGUUUGAUCACGGGUUCAAAGCCGAAGACGAAGCCCAUUAGGCUCGACAGCGGCGAGCCUGACAUAGACUUUAACAACAUCCCGACUAUCCAAGGCACCUACCGAGCGACGAAAGUUAACGUUACCGCGGAGAAUUCGACGAAUGGAACGGCCGAGUCUAUUACUGACGUCAAGGAUACCACCAAGGGAGCGCCAUCGACGUUUCCCACGAAAUCCACGAGCGCCACAUUCAGCGAAGAUCUGUCGAACGAAAGACCAGUUACGAGCGUUACGAAGGUGACCACCACGUCGAGUACCACGACUGCCCCAGGCGAUCUGAACAUUUUCAAAGAUUUCCGCAACCCGGACCUGGAGACCUCGCCGUGGAAGCCGAUUGUGCCGGCGUACGUCAACACGGAAUUCAAGCUGCUGCCCGACAAUCGCACGGAAUCGAGCACGCGAGGCACCGUUUCCACAUCGACCACCAGUGAUCCUCGAGACAACGCGAAGGUGUCUGCACCUGGAACCAGCUCGACGCCGCCGGUGAUGCCGGAAUUGUCUUUGGAAUCGCUGAACUUCCGCGACGUGCCCGGUAUGAGCACCUUCGACACGGACGACGCGGAUUUCCCGCGCGACAGAGUCGUGCCGAGUUCGACGGUGUCCAGGCUGGACGAUGCCGGCGACCUGGAGAUCGAGGUGGCCGGACAGCUGCCUCCGGAAACGUACAGCGUCCGGUUGAGGGCCUCUUCGAAACGCGAUGAUAAUGACAAGGUAACUCCGAGUUCGGGAAUCUCGGCGACUGGACAAGCGCUCGAAAAUACGUCAACGAAGGAGAACACUUCGUUCAAGUGGAAGGAAUCGAGCGCUACUCGACAGCCGGAUGUGAAACUUGAUAACUUGGCAUCGACGACGACGACGACGAUAUGGAUCGACGACAUGGAUUCGCGUCCCGGCGAAGAGAUCGCGAGCAAGUCAUCCGACACGAACGGUGUUGGCGUGGCGGUGCCUAUGCUGGAUGCGGAGGUCGAGCUGGAAACGAAAAAUCGUUUCAGCGGCGUGCCGACGAGCAAGAACGAAGAAGAAGACGCGUUGCGCAACAGGAAGGUGGACGUUGACGCGCAGAGGCCGGUCUACACCAGCUACAACACUCCCGAUCUGAAUGGCGGUGGUCUGAUAGGCUCGAGCCUGAUCAGGAAUUCGGCGACCAUGAAGCCGUUCAGACACACGAUACCCGUCGACAAGAUCACGUCCGUCGUGAAUUACAGCAGCGACCUUCCCAUGCGCGACAUAUUUCUUCCGGACGUUUCCAUCGUUGCUACCGAUGCGGGUGAAUCGUCUCGGGACAAGAGCGGGGCGUCAUUAGCGAACCUGGAAAGAGUCGUCAAGGUGGAGACCUUGGUCAAAGGACAGGAUCAGGGCGAGGAUGCAAUGAUUAAGCUGCCGCAUUACGCACGGAUCACAUCAACGGACUCGAACAUCGUGCGGACAACGGACGAGCACAACGACGAGUUGCUGAGCACCACGGAAGUCUAUUCGGAAGCGAAGCCGACCGCCAAGGACUCGGGAGGUAAGAAAAGCGUGUCGAGGAGGAACUCGACGUUCGUGGAGAUCGACACGGUGAAGCAUACGCCGAGCGAGUCGGAGGAGGCCUGGGAGUCGUCGUACGCGGGCGAGGCGGCGGUCAACGAGGACGGGCUGCAGAAAAAGGUCUACAACGAUACGUUGAAGGCCUACGUGGUGGAGAACCUCGUGACGUUGGCGCCGGUCAAAAGCAAUACGGGAAUCGGUAGACCGGUGCGACCGCGGCCGAAGCUCGACUCGGACGACUCGGGUUUGCUGGAGCAGCUGUUCGGUGUGCGUGAUUACACAGUGCACGAGAGAGACGCAGUGGAAGGCAGUACGACCGAGUCAUCCACCACGGCGACUCCAGAGCGGCUGCUGUCGUCGCACGAGGCGAUACAGUCCAACGAGGAAGAGCCCUCAAGCGGCAAAAACGUGAUCGAACAGAUUGUCGAGGUCGUGACCUCCAUUAGCACCAAAGUGUCGUCCAACAUCAAGGCCGAUCCGAUCGUGUUGAAGCUCAUCGUCGGCAAUUCUACCGCUCUGCCGGUCCUUCGCUCGGAGAAGACUUCCGCGUCAGACAAGGACAAGGAAGAGAACAGAUCGUUUGGCACGGCCGUCAUCGGCACGACGGAAAAAGUAGCUCCCGCAUGGAACCAAACGCGACCGUCGCUUCCGUCAUCGAUGAACCUGAAGACGAUGCAGACAUCGGACAGGAAGAUAUCAGCACUCGAGGAGGAGAACAGGAUUCUGCUGGAGAAGCUCAAGCAACUCGCUCAGAUCAGGACGAACGGCGAGUCCGUACACAUCGCGAGGAACGGUUCGAGCAAUGACGCGACCUCGCGACCGCUUUUGGGCGAUCCCGACGCGUCUUCGCCAAACAUCGAUGAGCUGAAGAAGAUCGCGGACAUCGCGAUCGGCAAUGAGACUAUCCUGAAGAACGCAAGCUCGGGAGUCACUCUGAGUCGCGACGGAGUGGAGAUAUUCACGAAGGUGUUGAACAAGCUGGAGGACCGAGCCGAUACGACGCGAGCGACCUCGAAGACCGCCGCCGGUGACCAUAAUUGCACCGGCUUCCUGUGCAGAGACGGCAAAUGUCUAGACUCGAGCGCGAUGUGCAACAUGCUGGUGGAAUGCUCCAACUCAGAGGACGAGGCCAACUGCACUUGCGCCGACUUUCUCAGGGCGCAGCUACUGUAUCGCAAGAUCUGCGAUGGCAUCGUCGACUGUUGGGACUACUCCGACGAGAGUGAUUGCGAUUGGUGCCAGAAAGGCCAAUUCGUGUGCGGUAACACGAAGUCCUGCGUCGACCCGGAUAAAGUAUGCGACGGUUUCAGCGAUUGCGCUGGCGGCGAGGACGAGAAGAAGUGCACCGCCCUGAUAGAAGACGAACCAGAGGAAGACCUGAAGGUCCUCGUCUCAACGAGGAAUAUUUCGACGGGCUACUCCGUCGGGUCGGAAAAACGAAUUGUGAAAGUACCUCACUUCGAUCAAGAAGCCGUCGAGUCGACCAUCGUGGACACGACCACGCUGUAUGACUUCUCCGGCGAUCUACGCUCCGAGAAGCUUACGGAUGAACGGAGCGAUUUGUCCUCCGAGCCGGCUGAUCCGGACAAGUCGACGCUUGUCAACAGAGACGUUGAGGAGAACGGUAAAGUCAUGGUGUCCAGCAGAGAAAUAUCAUCUUCGGAUCGAAAUAGUUUAACCUCCGGUAGCGGUUUACGCACCGAAAGCAAUCAUACUUUCUCGAUAGCGACGGCUACCGUUUCUCGCGAGGAGAUCGAUAGCUACAACAAUAAUGGAUACCUCAACGUGCGUAAAAACGGCAAAUGGGGGAAGCUUUGUUUGAGCGACACGGACAGCGUUCUCCGGGAGCGGCAAACCGCCGUGUGGUCCAUCGAAGACCUCGCUAAAGCCGCGUGCAAGGCCAUUACGUACCAAGAUUACGAGACAGUGGAGAAAGUGUUGGACCAAAACCCGCCGCCAAACCGUUUCUACUAUUCUCUGUCGCAUAACGACAAAUCGUCGGACAGAACGUCCUUGUCUUUCAAAGUGUCCGAGUGCCCAGGUCGCGAGAUCCUCAAAGUGAAAUGCAAGAAUUUCGAGUGCGGAAUAAGGAGUCAAGCGACUUCGACAGCGAGGAUUGUUGGAGGUUCCAGCAGUUCCGCAGGGAGCUGGCCAUGGCAAGUCGCCUUAUACAAGGAUGGCAACUAUCAAUGCGGCGCUGCUCUCAUCAAUGAUCGAUGGAUUAUCUCAGCAGCGCAUUGCUUCUAUCAUGCGCAAAGCGAUUAUUGGGUGGCGAGGAUCGGUGCGACUCGCAGGGAGAGUUUCCGCAGCCCUCAUGAACAGCUUUUGCGAUUGGAUUACAUAUCGUUACACCCGGAUUACGUUGAUAACGGAUUCGUAAAUGACAUAGCGGUGCUGAGACUCGAGCAGCCGGUUACAUUCAGCGACUAUGUAAGACCGGUCUGUCUUCCCGCGAAUCCGGUAAAUACCGGAACCGUUUGCGUCGUAACGGGAUGGGGACAAUUAUUCGAGAUCAACAGGGUAUUCCCGGACACAUUGCAAGAAGUGGAAUUACCAGUGAUAUCGACGGAGGAUUGUCGGCGAAAAACUCUGUUCUUGCCGUUAUACAGGAUAACGUCGGGGAUGCUCUGUGCGGGAUUACGGAACGGAGAAAGGGACGCCUGCCUAGGAGACAGCGGAGGACCACUGGUGUGCUUAAACUCUGAAAAUCGAUAUAUAUUGCAAGGUAUCACGUCUAACGGUUACGGAUGCGGACGACGUGAACGACCUGGCGUUUACACGAAGAUCUUUCAUUUCCUUGACUAUAUCGACAGUGUUGUCAUGCAGAAGGAUAUCCGACCGUCCACGGUAGCAUUUUGCAAAGGCCAUAGAUGCCCUCUCGGCGAGUGCUUGCCGAAAUCACGCGUUUGCAAUGGAUUUCUAGAAUGCUCGGACGGUAGCGACGAGCGAGAUUGCCCCGCCACUUCGCGAUAAUUACAAGACUGACACGAUGUAUAUCGUAUGUAAUAAAAGCGCGAACGCGACUUACUUAGACAACGACGACGAGUGAUCCGAUAAAUAUGUAUAGUCUUAUUAAGGUUGAGAAGAUGUGAUAGACGGUUCCUUCUAUCUAAAAACAUAUGUUGAUUGAUGAGACAACGCGCAUGCGCAGCGUAAAAGUAGAGUGAAUCUCAAGUACAUUAAGUAGCGAAGCUAGACAGAGACUUUGUUGCGUGCGAUCCUUCCUCUUAGAUUACUCCAUAAAUGCGUCAAACAACAGCAUUCUCUCGUUUCCAGGUUAUUUAUAUAGGUUCGAAAGCAAGGUCGAAAGCAAGGUGCGGAAAAUAAUGAAAUAAUCUAGUUCCUUGAUUGAAAGUCGAAUAAUGUUAUCUCUCGAUUGAAACGUCGCGAUUCUUUGCGUCACGAUAUUGGGAUCAGUUACUCCGGUCGACAGACAAGCAACAUUUAUCGUUGCUGUAUAGACUUCCAACCAAGUCUUUCAUUCGCAUCAAUUAGCUAAGCUUGAUAGAACAUGAGUUUAAGCCGCAACAUAAGAAAACACGACUUGUUCUCGGUAGCAUGUGUAUAUAUAUUCAACGUGAAAUUAUAAUGUAAAAAUUGAUCACGCGAGAAAACGC